This is a messenger RNA of Komagataella phaffii GS115, 1002 nucleotides long. RefSeq lists its product as uncharacterized. The record is from RefSeq and is a predicted model, not a curated record. Lineage: Eukaryota; Fungi; Ascomycota; Pichiomycetes; Pichiales; Pichiaceae. The transcript has a single exon. Gene Ontology annotation, cellular component: cytoplasm. Bases 1 to 1002 code for a protein of 333 amino acids.
AUGCUAAUUUUGAGAGAAAAAGACGUCCAGGAAGUCCUGAAAGGGCUAGAUCCAAAGAAAAUUAAAGAGUUUCAAACAGAGUUAGCCUCUAGCUUAGCUGACUACAAUAAGAACCCAAGUUUGAUUCCACAAAGGAUCGUCGCAUCAACAGACAAUGCAGUUCAUCUCUUUAUGCCUUCUUUAGGUAGAAAUAUAGGGCUAAAAGCACUGACUGGCUCAUCUCGUGGCUUCAAAGGGAUAGUAACACUCUUGGAUGGAGAAGAUGGUACUCCAAUUGGUAUUUUGAACGCUUCAACACUCACAGCGUUUAGAACAGCUUUGGCUACGACUUUAGCUCUUUCCAAAACAUUUCAAACUGAGGAUGACUUAGAUAGACUAGUGUUAGCCGUGUUUGGUUCUGGACCUCAGGCUUUUUGGCAUGUAAAACUAGCAUUGAUUCUCUAUCCGUCAAUUAAAACUGUUAUCGUCGUGAAUAGAUCUCAAGAGACUGGGACCAAGCUUGUGAGUGACCUUAAAGCAGAAUUUCAAACAGUGGAUUAUGAGUUACAUCUCUUGAAUGAACCUGAAGUUGUUUCAAAGGCAGUUUAUAGAUCUUCCAUCAUCUUUGGUUGCAUCCCAUCCAGCGAACCUGCUGUCAAGUUGAAGGAUCUCGAUAUGACCUCCAAGACUUUCAUUGGUCUAAUUGGCAGUUAUAAACCUCAUAUGAAAGAGGUUGAUGACAAGACUAUUGAUUUUCUUGUCAGCUCAAACUCCAAGAUCUUGGUUGAUUCGUAUGAACAUACCAAGCUUGAAGCAGGUGAACUGCAAAGUGUUGACACAAAGCAUCUAAUCGAAUUAGGAGAAAUAUGGGAAAAUGAUAAGUUUAACAUUGAGUCGGUCAACAAUACCCCAGUUGUACUGAGCAAAAUUGUGGGACUUAGUAUCAUGGAUGUCUGUGUUGGAGCAGAUAUUCUUAGCCGGGCUCGUAAGCUUCGCAUUGGAAUAAAUAUUGACGACUUUUAA